This is a messenger RNA of Strigops habroptila (Kakapo), 1946 nucleotides long. It is a transcript of the gene FDXR, whose product is annotated as ferredoxin reductase. Bases 29 to 1438 code for a protein of 469 amino acids. The transcript has 12 exons. Gene Ontology annotation, cellular component: mitochondrion. Gene Ontology annotation, biological process: ubiquinone biosynthetic process. The record is from RefSeq and is a predicted model, not a curated record. Lineage: Eukaryota; Metazoa; Chordata; Aves; Psittaciformes; Psittacidae.
AGGAGGGGCGGGGACAGCGGUGGCCGGGAUGGGACCGGGCGGCUUCAAGCGGUGGCUGUCCUCAUCUGCCCCAGCUCCUCGGGUCUGUGUAGUGGGGAGCGGGCCCGCGGGGUUCUACACAGCUCAGCACAUCCUCAAGCACCAUGGCGGGGCACAAGUGGACAUCUAUGAGAAGCUGCCUGUUCCCUUUGGGCUCGUCCGUUUUGGGGUGGCCCCAGAUCACCCAGAAGUGAAGAACGUGAUCAACGCCUUCACGCAGACAGCGCGCUCGGGGCGCUGCGCCUACUACGGCAACGUCACCGUGGGCAGGGACGUGACGGUGGCAGAGCUGCGGCAGGCGUACCACGCCGUGGUGCUGAGUUACGGUGCUGAAGAUAACCGGGUCCUGGGGAUCCCAGGGGAGAACCUCUGCGGAGUAUAUUCAGCCCGAGCAUUUGUGGGCUGGUACAACGGGCUGCCGGAGAACCGGGAUCUGAAUCCUGACCUGAGCUGUGAGACAGCGCUGAUUCUGGGUCAUGGCAAUGUGGCGCUGGAUAUUGCCCGGAUCCUCCUGUCCCCACUGCAGCUCCUCAGGAAGACAGACAUCACUGAUGGCUCCUUGGCAGCUCUUGCCUGCAGCAAGGUGAAGCGUGUCUGGCUGGUUGGGAGGAGGGGACCUCUCCAAGUUGCUUUCACUAUCAAGGAGCUGCGGGAGAUGAUAAACCUGCCUGGUGCCAGCCCUGUGCUGAACCCUGCUGACUUCACAGGCCUCGAGGAUGCUGUUAAAGAUGCCCCCAGGCCCAGGAAGCGCCUGACUGAACUGAUGAUCAAAACAGCCCUGGAGAAGCCUCCGAAGAAGCCAGUGGAGACAGUGUCCCCCCGGGAAUGGGGGCUGAAGUUCCAGCGCAGCCCCCAGGAGGUGCUGCCCACGGCUGAUGGGACACGGGCAAGAGGCGUCCGCAUGGCCCUGACCUGCCUGGAGGGCUCGGGUGACUCUGCCAAAGCCAUCCCCACUGGAGACAUGGAGGAGAUGGAGUGUGGGCUGGUGGUCAGCAGCAUUGGCUACCGGAGCCUGCCGCUGGACCCAGCAGUGCCCUUCGACACCCAGCGUGGCAUUAUUCCCAACAGCUCGGGCAGAGUGGAGGGUGUCCCAGGUCUGUACUGCAGCGGGUGGGUGAAGAGAGGACCCACGGGUGUGAUCAUCACCACCAUGAACGACAGCUUUGACACUGCCCAGUCUGUGCUGGAGGAUCUGCAGGGGGGCGUGCUGGACGUGUCCACCUCCAGAGAAGGUUUUGGGGCUAUGGAGAGCAUCCUGCGCAGCCGAGGGAUCCGUCCUGUUUCCUUCUCGGACUGGGAGAAGAUAGAUGCUGCUGAAGUGGCAAGAGGCAAAGCUGCUGGCAAACCCCGAGAGAAGAUCGUGGAUCCUCAGGAGAUGCUGCGGCUCAUCGGUCACUAAAGCAUCAGUGAUGGGAAUGUGGUGCUGGUCCAGCUGGUGCUGUCCUGGGGCAAGGCCAGUGGGUUACAGCACGGCCCUGGAGCACAGGGCUUGUGCCUGGAGCUGGUGGCUGCUCUGGAGAGGUGUGUGGCACUUGAGCUUCUCUAGUAAUGAUGAACUCUGGGCUCCCGAAGUGAAUGUCUCAAAGCAUCCGAGGCUGCUGGCUGGUGCUGCGCCUCUGCAGCCAGCUGCCACUCCUGGAGGUGAUAAUUGUCCUUUGUGUCCUUCAAGCAUUAAGGAAUUGGCUGAUGCAGGUGAGGGGAGCUGUGUCCCUGGCAGGGGGCCUGGCCAGGCGUUUUCCCCAUGGCAAGUCGACAGAGAAACCUCCUCGUGUCUCACUGCCUCCCCUUUAAGCCUCAAGCCAAAUGGCUUCAUUGCCUUGUCACUCGUGCCUGAGCAGGCUGCUUUGGAUAAUAUUUGUUUUUUAAAUAAACCCUUCCAGGGAAGCCAAAUUGGAGCUGCCACUUGA